AGCCAUGUACGGACGAUCGAGUGUAAAUUCCGUCGGCGGCGGUGGCGGCAACGAAGAGGGUGGUGAUCGCCCUGGACAACGCAGGGGGGACAUUGGCAGCAGAGCCCAGAGCCUUCUCAGCACCACCAGCAAAAGCAGUAUUGGUGGCGAUUCUUCGUCAGUUGAAACCGGACCGCGUUCAAGUCGAGACGCUCAGCGGAGCAGUUUAAGCAGCGCAAACAACAGUUAUUGUCAAAGUACGUCGUCUUCGCUGUCAUCGGUGGACGGUAGUCGGGCCAGUAACGGUAGCCGUCGAAGUAGUCGCAGCUGCCAGCAGAGUCCUUUGGCCUGCUACGAUCCGAGCGUGGUCAAGACCCGCGCCAGUGUGCUCAGCCAACUGAGUUCGAUCUUUGGCGAGCAGAAGGUCGUGCUACCCGGUGCCAACUACGGUAGCCGAAGAAGUGUUCAGGGAACUCCCCAGUACUACCAGGAGCUCACGGCCCAGCAGCAGCCCCGCGAGUACGACGAUCCGGACGACGAGGAGGCCGAGAUGGAGGCGGAACGCGAGCUGGCCGAGGAUGCCCAGUGGAAGCGGAUACAGCAGAACACCUUCACGCGGUGGGCCAACGAGCACCUGAAGAUUAUCGACCGGAACAUUGCCAGCCUGGAGACGGACCUCGCCGACGGGCUGAAACUGAUCGCCCUGAUCGAGGUGCUGUCACAGAAGCGCAUGAGUAAACACAACAAGCGGCCGACGUUCCGCAGCCAGAAGCUGGAGAACGUCUCGGUGGCGCUCAAGUUCCUCGAGAUCGAGGGCAUCAAGAUUGUCAACAUUGAUUCAUCGGACAUUGUGGACUGCAAACUGAAGCUGAUCAUGGGUCUGAUCUGGACGCUGAUCUUGCACUACUCCAUAUCGCUGCCGAUGUGGGAGGGCGAUGACGGCGAAAACCAGACCAACGGGAACACCACAACGCCGAAGCAGCGUCUCAUGAACUGGAUCCAGCGACUGGUGCCGGAUCUGCCGAUCAACAACUUCACCAACGACUGGACCAGCGGAAAGGCGAUCGGUGCGUUGGUGGACGGUGUCGCACCCGGUCUCUGCCCGGAUUGGCCCAUGUGGGAUCCGAAGGAUGCCGUCCAGAACGCCACCGAAGCGAUGGGCCUGGCCGAUGACUGGCUGAACGUACGCCAGUUGAUCCGUCCGGAGGAAAUGGUCAACCCGAACAUUGACGAGCAGUCCAUGAUGACGUACCUGUCGCAGUACCCGAACGCGAAGAUCAAGCAAGGCGCUCCGCUGCGACCCCGAACCAAUCCCAACAGUAUUCCACCGCCGCGGGUUCGCGCCUAUGGACCGGGAAUCGAACCAACCGGACCGGUCGUCGGAGCGCCGGCCAACUUCACCGUCGAGACGUUCUCCGCCGGUAAGGGUACCGUCGAAGUCGCCGUCAUCAAUCCGAACGGAAACCAGGAGAAGGUCGACUGUCGAUACAACAACGACAAGAACUUAACGUACUCAGUGUCAUACAUACCGAAGAUCGAGGGACCGCACAAGGUGUACGUCAAGUUCUGCGGUCGGGACAUCCCGAAGAGUCCGUACGAGGUGAUGGUGGACAGCCAGGCAGGCGAUGCAUCCAAGGUGACCGCCAGCGGUCCCGGUCUGCUUCCAGAUGGAGUUUGUGUCAACAAGCAAACGUACUUUGACAUCUCCACCAAGGACGCCGGCAAGGGAGUUCCGGAGGUCAUCAUCCUGGAUCCGGCCAAUCACAAAACAACGGUCGCGGCCAAACUGCGUCAGCUGGCUCCGAACCAGUACCGCUGCGAGUACACUUCCCAGUUGGUGGGUCUCCACUCGGUGAAUGUGUUCUACAACGGGCAACAGAUCAAGAACAGUCCGUACGGAGUUCGCGUAGCUCCAACGUGCGAUCCGCGGAAGGUUCGCGCCAGUGGUCGUGGCCUGCAGCCGGUCGGAGUUCGAGUCAACGAUGAAGACACUACGUUCCGCAUCUACACGGAGGGGGCCGGGGAGGGAACGCCAGAAGUGAAGGUGUUCGGCCCGGGCGGAAUCAUCCCGGAGUACAACAUCCGUAAGGUUGACGGAACAACCUAUGAAGCUCAAUACAUUCCAUUGAAGGAGGGUCGCUACAAGAUCCUGGUGCUGUUCGGUGGCGUCGAGAUCCCCAAGUCGCCGUUCGAGGUCACCGUGGGUCCUCAGAAGCAUACCUCGAUCGUGGCGUACGGUCCGGGACUCAAGUCCGGCAUGGUCGGCAGCGCGGCAAGCUUCGUGGUCGAAACUAACGGUGAAACCGGUAACCUGGGCUUCAGCAUAGCUGGACCGUCUCAGGCAGAGAUCGAGUGCCACGACAACGGGGACGGAUCGGCUCUAGUCAAGUAUCACCCGACGGCCCCGGGAGAGUACGCCGUGCACAUCCUCUGCGACAACGAGGACAUCCCCAAGAGUCCGUACAUUGCGCAGAUCUUGCCCAAGGUCGACGACUUCCAUCCGGAGCUGGUCAAAGUGUCGGGACCCGGAAUCGAGAAGAACGGCAGUGUCAUCACCAACAAACCAACCGAGUUCACCGUUGACGCAAGCCGCGCUGGCGAAGCCCCGCUCGAGGUGAAGAUCAACGACGUGUUCGCCAACACGCUGCAGCACAAGAUGACCAAGAACGAGAACGGCGUCCGUAAGGUAACCUACACCGCACCUACCGCCGAUCCCGUGACCGUCGAGGUCAACUACGGCGGAGUAGCCAUCCCGGGAUCACCGUUCCGCGUGAACGUCUCAACGCCCCUGGAUCCGUCCAAGGUGCAGUUCUUUGGCCCAUGGCUGGAGUCCGGAAACCGACCAAAUGCAGCAACGCACUUUAACGUUGAUGCCAGGGACGCUGGCAACGGUCUGCUCGAGGUCAACCUGGUGCACGACGAAACCAAGCAGAAGGUUCCGGUGCGCAUAAUCGACAACGACGACAAUACGUACGCCGUUGAGGUGAUCCCACCUCUGGCUGGAACGUACACCACCAACAUGACCUACGGAGGUCUGAAGGUUCCGAUUGCACCCAAAGUCUCCGUGAACCCGGCCGUGGACGUGUCCAAGAUCAAGGUCGACGGAUUGGAGCCCACGGCUCCGUUGAACAGUUUACAGCAGUUCCGGGUUAUUACGAACGGGAUCGGGAAGGCCGAUCUCGCCGUCACCAUUACCAGUCCGUCCGGCAAUCGCAUCAAGGCGCAUGUGAUUCCUACGGCGGAGGGUUUUCUGGUGAACUUUACUCCAACCCAGCUGGGCGAGUACCUGCUGAGUGUAAGUUUCGGCGGUACCCCGAUAACUCCGCAACCCUUCCGGUUGCAGUGUCUCGUUGGUUCGGACUCUCGCAAGGUUCAAGCCAGCGGUCCCGGGCUGGUGAAGGGAAUCAUAAACCGACCGGCGGAGUUUAUGAUCGAUACGCGGGGAGCGGGUCAGGGAGGGCUGGGCGUCACCGUUGAAGGUCCUUGCGAGGCGGCCAUCAACUGUCGAGACAACGGUGAUGGCACCUGUAACGUGGCGUAUUUGCCCACCGAGAUCGGCGACUACACCAUCAACAUCACGUUCAACGAUGAUCACAUCGCCGGGUCACCGUUUCAGGCGAUCAUCGUGCCGGAACCGAAUCUGAGUCGCAUCCGGGUGUCCGGGAUGGGAAUCCAACCGCACGGUGUCAUCAUGAACGCUCCAACCGACUUCAUGGUGGACAUGAGCAAGGUCGGCGAUGACGUGGAUAAGAGUAAGCUGUCCUGUAACAUCUUCGAUCCUCGUGGCAACGAGAUCCCGAGCAAGCUGGUUCCCAGUGACAACAGUGACAUCUUCCGGAUCAUGUACACUCCGUUCGAGGCAGGUCGUCACACUAUCGACCUGCUGUACGACAGUGUUCCCGUGCCGGGAUCACCAUUUGUCGUGAACGUCAAGUCCGGAUGUGAUCCGACUCGCUGUCGUGCCUUCGGCACAGGUUUGGACAAGGCCCUGACUGACGAACCAGCUACUUUCACGGUAGAAACUCGUGGUGCCGGAGCUGGUGGUCUUUCGCUGGCAAUUGAAGGACCUUCGGAGGCCAAGAUGAGCUGCACUGACAAUCGGGAUGGCUCAUGUGACGUUGAAUAUGUACCGACCGAACCCGGAGAGUACGACAUCACGAUCCGCUUCGCCGAGAAACACAUCCCUGGAUCACCUUUCAAGGUCGUCGUCACUGAAGCCACUCGACCGGACAAGGUCAAAGUCUACGGUCCCGGAAUCGAGCACAACCAAGUCCAAGAAGGAGUUCCGGCCGAGUUCUACAUCGAUUGCGGACAGGCUGGUCCCGGUAAGAUCGCCGUCAAACUAUCAUCAUCCGAUGGUAAGCCGAUCAGCGUCCAAAUCGGAGACAGGGGAGACGGAGUGUACUCCGUAUCGUACAUCCCGCCGGAGAAGGACUCCGUCCUGACCGCUCACGUCCGCUUCGCCGACCAGGACGUCAGCGCGAGUCCCUUCGUCAUGACCGUGGCUCCGGCCCCGGAGGACGCCGCCGCACCGGUGAAGGUGUCCGGCGAUGCCGCUACCAAGAAGAACCUUCCCGCCUCGCUACCGGCCUCGUUCCAGAUCGACGCGCCCAAGCAGGGAACGGCCGGAGCGCCCGCCACCGAGGACAUCAACGUUAGUAUUAAGGGUCCGGACGGAAAGCCGCUGGUGCCCAAGAUGGAGCAGGUCGAGGACGGCACCUACGCCGUAACGUUCGUGCCGGACGAGUGCGGACCCUACAAUGUCAGUAUUAAGUGCGGCGGCAAGGACGUCCUCGGGUCGCCCUUCCUACUGCAGGCCAUCCCCACCGGAGAGGCGGAAAAAGUCAAACUGCUCGAGGCCAUCCCGACCAACCAGGAGUACGGCAAGAAGAACCACGUGGCGUUGGAUGCCCGUGAAGCUGGAACCGGUGCCGUCACUUGCAAGAUUGUGUCCCACUCGGAAGCGAGUGACGUCGACCUGGAGGUGAUCGAGAAGGACGGCUUCUUUGACAUUUUCUACACGCUGAAGGACCCGGGCGAUUACGACCUGGACAUCAAAUUCGGCGGCCAGAACAUCCCGAACGGCACCUUUACGAUCAAGGCCGUCGAGAGCGUUGAGGAGCAGGUCACCAGCAGUACCAGCAGCACGACCAAGACUUCAUCUGCUACCGUAUCGGAGAAUCAGCAGAUCUACCAGCACCAGGAAUCGUACGUCGAGCAGGUCUCCUCAGUUUCCAAGUCGAAGCAAUUCCACCACCAGACCGCCUGCGAAGAAUUCCUCGUCCGCGAGCGCCUCGUGAACGGAAGUGCCAAGCACGAGUCGAACGGACUCCUCACCAACGGAAACCACAAAAGCCACAGCAGCCAGGAGCAGCUGCAGCACCACGCGAGCAACUCGGCAACCAACAGCCAGCAGCACAGUACCAGCACCAGUGUUACGACCAGUGCUGCCAGCAGUACCACCAGCACCUCGAACGUCACAUCCGGUUCGAACCGGCUGCGCGACUUUAAGCUUGAGCGGCUGAACCUUCCCCAGACAGGAGGCGUUGUAAGUGCUGACAUCAAGAUGCCGAGCGGCGAGAUGGACAAACCGGUGAUCGACGACAACCACGACGGCACCGUGUCGAUCCGGUACGACCCCAAGGAGGAGGGCAUCCACGAGCUGGCGGUCAAGUACAACGGGGAGCACGUGCAGGGCUCGCCGUUCAAGUUCCACGUGGACUCCAUCUCGAGCGGGUACGUGACGGCGUACGGGCCGGGCCUGACGCACGGCGUGACCGGCGAACCGGCCAUCUUUACCAUCUCGACGAAGGGGGCCGGCGCCGGUGGGCUGCAGAUGGCCGUCGAGGGACCGAGCAAGGCGGAUAUUACCUACCAUGACAACAAGGACGGAACGGUGUCGGUGUCCUACCUGCCGACCGCUCCCGGCGAGUACAAGAUUACGGUUCGCUUCGGAGACAAGCACAUCAAGGGUUCGCCGUACUUUGCCAAGAUAACGGGCGAGGGCCGCAAGCGUAACCAAAUUUCGGUGGGCUCGUUCGAAGUGACCCUGCCGGGAGUGAUCUCCGACCAGGACCUGCGGUCGUUGAAUGCCUCGAUCCAGGCGCCGUCUGGUCUGGAGGAACCGUGCUUCUUGAAGCGCAUGCCCUCUGGUAACAUCGGAAUCUCGUUCACGCCGCGCGAAGUCGGUGAGCACACCGUCUCCGUGAAACGGCUCGGCAAGCACAUUGCCAACUCACCGUUCAAGGUGAAGGUUUGUGAACGAGAAGUCGGUGACGCCAAGAAGGUCCUCGUGACCGGCGACGCGCUGAAGGAGGGCAAGACCCACGCCGAUAAUGUGUUCUCCGUGGACACCCGCAACGCCGGCUACGGUGGUCUGUCGCUGUCCAUCGAAGGCCCGAGCAAGGCCGAGAUCCAGUGUACGGACAAGGACGACGGAACGCUCAACAUUUCGUACAAGCCAACCGAGCCGGGCUAUUACAUCGUCAAUCUCAAGUUUGCCGAUCACCACGUCAACGGGUCGCCCUUCACCGUGAAAGUUUCCGGCGAGGGCACCAACCGACAGCGCGAGAAGAUCCAGCGCCAACGGGAGGCGGUCCCCGUCACCGAAGUUGGCAGCCAGUGCAAGCUGACCUUCAAGAUGCCCGGAAUCACCUCGUUCGAUCUGUCCGCGACGGUCACCUCGCCGGGCGGAGUCACCGAGGACGCCGAAAUCCAGGAGAUCGAGGAUGGCCUGUACGCGGUCCACUUUGUCCCGAAGGAACUCGGCGUGCACACCGUCUCCGUCAAGUACAAGCAGAUCCAUAUUCCUGGAUCUCCAUUCCAGUUCACGGUUGGCCCGCUCAAGGACACCGGCGCCCAUCUGGUCAAGGCCGGCGGUCCCGGACUGGAGCACGGCGAGCAGGGAGUGCCCUGCGAGUUCAACGUGUGGACGCGCGAAGCCGGCGGCGGCACUCUGGCCAUCUCGGUCGAGGGCCCCAGCAAGGCCGACAUCGAGUUCAAGGACCGCAAGGACGGCUCGUGCGACGUGUCGUACCUGGUUUCGGAGCCAGGCGACUACCGCAUCGGGCUCAAGUUUAACGACCGCCACAUCCCGGACUCGCCGUUCAAGGUGUACGUGUCGCCGGCGAUGGGCGAGGCGCACAAGCUGGAGAUUGCGCAGUUCCCGUCCGGCCCGGUGCAGGCCGACAAGCCGGCCCAGUUUAUGGUGCGGAAGAACGGCGCCAAGGGCGAUCUGGACGCGAAGGUCGUGGCCCCGUCCAACAACGAGGACGAUUGCUUCAUCCAGCUGAUCGACCAGGACCAGUACUCGGUGCGUUUCUACCCGCGCGAAAACGGCAUCCACGCGAUCCACGUCAAGUUCAACGGCGUGCACAUCCCCGGAUCGCCGUACCGCAUCAAGGUGGGCAAGGACGACGUCGACCCGGCGGCCGUGCACGCCUCUGGUAAGGGUCUGGGCGAUGUCAAGACCGGCGAGAAGACGGACCUCAUCAUCGAUACCUGCAACGCCGGCGCCGGAACGCUCGCGGUCACCGUCGAUGGCCCCUCCAAGGUCGCCAUGGACUGUACCGAGGUCGAGGAGGGCUACAAGGUGCGAUACACGCCACUGCUGCCCGGACACUACUACAUGACCAUCAAGUACAACCAGAUGCACAUCGUCGGGUCGCCGUUCAAGAUCAACUGCACAGGGGAGAAACUCGCGGAAGAGGGCGGUCAGGAAACGUCCUCCGUCAUUGUCGAAACCGUCGCCAAGGUCUCCAAGGGUGGCAACCGAGCAGGAGUCAUCCUGCCCAUCUUCAAGUCGGACGCCAGCAAAAUCCAAUCCAAGGGCAUGGGCCUGAAGAAGGCUUACAUGGGCAAACAGAACCAGUUUACGUUAAACGCCGGAGACGCCGGAAACAAUAUCCUUUUCGUUGGCAUUUACGGACCAAAGGGACCCUGCGACGAGGUGUUCAUCAAGCAUACCGGACGCAACCAGUACCAGGUCAACUAUCUGGUGCGCGAACGUGGCGACUACAUCCUGCUGGUAAAAUGGGGCGACGACCACAUCCCCGGUUCGCCCUUCAAGGUCGAAGUAUAA
Culex quinquefasciatus (southern house mosquito) is the source of this 8059-nucleotide messenger RNA. Its product is annotated as filamin-A. Gene Ontology annotation, biological process: actin cytoskeleton organization. NCBI's taxonomy places the organism in Eukaryota, Metazoa, Arthropoda, Insecta, Diptera, Culicidae. The record is from RefSeq and is a predicted model, not a curated record. Gene Ontology annotation, molecular function: actin filament binding.